Messenger RNA from Anopheles nili, 3769 nucleotides. RefSeq lists its product as uncharacterized. The record is from RefSeq and is a predicted model, not a curated record. NCBI's taxonomy places the organism in Eukaryota, Metazoa, Arthropoda, Insecta, Diptera, Culicidae. The transcript is spliced from 4 exons. Bases 1 to 3171 code for a protein of 1056 amino acids. Gene Ontology annotation, molecular function: dopamine receptor binding.
AUGUCUAAUAAUUCACGUGAUGGCAAUGAAAACUUUUGGCAAGCAAACCAACAUCCGCCACCGCAUCUGUACGCGCACGCACAACACCAACAGCAACUUCAUCAGCCGCUGUUGCAGCAACCGGUGCCGCAGCUGCUUCCCCAUCCGCAGCAUCUUUCGUACGCCGUUUCGGCCGUGCCGGUAGUGCAGCCAUCGGCGGCUCCUUUUUAUCAUAAUGGUGCGGGUAUGGUAGAUACCUUUGGCAAUACCGGUAACGGAUUUUCCAUGCUACACGGAACGCACCAACAAAUGAAUGAGGAGUACACCGAUCCGUACGGUCAACCUAUAAAACUGGUGUAUCAAACGCCACAACACCAGUCCACAUUGACUGGCAUGGUCACCGGGAUGGCUUGCCCGCAAGAAGAAACCCUUCAAACCCCCUCUGCACAGGACAAACAAGGAUAUGAGCUGUUUUCAAACAACAAUAGCUUUGUGUUGGCUGCUCCCGGGUUUGGGUUUACAUUGCAUAAUUCUCAGCAGCAGCAUCAUCAGCAACAACAACAACAACGAAUGGCACAACCACAAGAAACACAACAACAACAGCUGUCGCAGCAUCAAUCGCAGCAGUCGCAACAUCAAUUCUCUUCGACGCCAUUAGCAGCUGCACAGCCGGUUGUAACUCAUGCGGUACAUUCUGCUCCGGUUCAAUCUACUCCUACGAUGGAAAAUGGAAACAGCAGCACUUCGGCUAGUUCAUUAAUCAGUCAGCUGGUUGGGAAUUGGGCCCCAACUAUUUCCGGAACGUACGGAAACGGACCAGCCAGCAUGGUGAACGAUGUUUCAAUGCACUCAUCAAGCCCCAGAAAGGAAAAUAGCAUAAGCUCCGUGUCUCCAACCAAGGCAAGCACCCAAAAGGCCGUCAUAAAUCCUGUCCCACCAACCAUGGCCGGUAAUAUAUCGCAAGCGAACGUUUCAUCCCCAAGCUCACCGGGCGUUAUUCUGGCAAACAAGAACGUGAACGUUUCGAGCCCAUCGGCUGCCGCAGUUUACAACCAACAGAACGAUGAUAAUUCUGCAAAACUUGAUCAGAACGUGAACAAAAAACAACGCAUUGUGGCCGAGGUAAAACCGAUGCGAAUGUCCUACUCUGAUGUGCUGAGCAAAAAUGUACCUUCCGGUUCAGGUUCCGUUGCAAACGUUUCUAACGCAAUGUCUACUACGAUGAUAAAUGGAGAGCUUGGUAACGUGCUUCCUGCAACGGCAGGCACAAAAUCAUCAUUGGCAAAUGGCUCUAACGGUGGCACGAAAUCGAAACGGGAAAAUAAACGCUCCAACAGUGGGCUUGAACGUAAAUCAACUGGGAAUAAUUCAUACCAGAAGGAUCGCAUUGUCGAUGGAUCAUCGAAAAAGGGAGAUCGAUCGAACGGUUCUGGUACUGGAUCUAUUUCUCCCGUUUUAACGGAUGGAAGUAUCAAAAUGGAUGUGAGUAUCGACACAGCCAUUAAAACUGGACAGGAAAAGGGGCGCAAAUCGGAUAAAUCUGGUUUGAAAAAGGAUAAAAUUUUCCGGGCUGGUCCGGAAGGAGCUGAUGGCAAUAUGGUGUGCAAGAAAGCUCCAUUUGGCCAAGCCUUGGAUGAUGAGCCAGAGGAAAAUGCAGGACUGCAGAACCGAGACAGCACUGCGGCAAUGAUAAACGAUGAAACCGAAGAGGAACGUGGAGAGGAUUUCGAUGACUAUGAUUCAGAGGAAUACGAACAAGACAGUGUCGGAUCAGACAUUACCGACCAGCAGAAUAAGCCAGCCAACGAUGGUGGUGGCAGCGAGGAACUUCCAUUUGUGUACAAUGUGAAGAAAAACACUGGUAGUUCGAAUGUAACACAUUUUGAAAAAAUUAACCCAUCACGUACGUCUGCAGUGCACCGAAAGGGCGCACGCAGUGUUGGGCCUCGUUCCUCUGGUAAGCAGCUGGAUAAGUCAGUCAAUAGUCCAGCAGGUAGCAAGCGGUCAGUCCGAUCGCGCAAGAAUCAAAAAUACGCGUUUUUGGAGAAACUACUUUUCAAAUGGGUCGAGUUUAAUGUUCUAGCAUUAAACUGGCUGUGGUCGCUGGUAAGCGAUGUCGUUUAUCUAAGUGUACGGUUGGCCUGGGAUUACUUAUUGUCCGGUUAUCAGUAUUGCUGGCAACAUGUGUGCACCAUGCGACAAGAUUUCAGCAAAAACUCUGGCCGUCCGGGUGUUUGGUUCCGAGAUUUAUGUCAAUCGUUUGAUAAUCGCUUUGCGAAAGACUCAAGGUGGGCGUUUUGGAGGCGCUGCCGCAGACAAACGCCAUUAGAUACGCCGGAGUCGAAAACUAGCCAUUAUCGGGACGGCCGACUACCAUCGACGGCGGAUGAAGCCAUGUCCUCGUUGCUCAAUUGCAAGGGUAAAGAUGCGUAUAGUAUUCUAGGCGUGAGCCCGGACUGUUCGCAGGAACAGAUAAGAAAGCACUACAAAAAGAUCGCCGUUCUGGUACACCCGGACAAGAACAAACAACCGGGUGCUGAGGAAGCGUUCAAAGUACUGCAGCGCUCGUUCGAACUGAUUGGUGAGCCGGAAAGCCGCAAAGAAUACGAUCAGAGUCUCGCUGAGGCGCUCAACGCGGAAAAAGCGUGGUCAGAAAUAAAUGAUUUACUAACGCAACUGCACACAAAAAUAUCGGAAGCUGCCAAUACUAUUAGAUGCAGCAGUUGCUGUCUACGGCAUCCGCGCAAACCCACUGGACGAGCGCAUUACGCCGCUAGGGAAUGCAGCUCAUGCAAAAUCCGUCACCCGGCUCGAGAGGGAGAUAUUUGGGCUGAAACAAGUUUCCUCGGUUUACGUUGGAAGUAUCUUGCGAUGAUGGAGGGCAAUGUUUACGACAUAACGGAAUGGGCCAACUGCCAAAAGGGUGCUCUAUCGCAUCUGCAACCCAACUCGCAUAUCGUACAGUAUCGCAUCGUACUUGGAAGCAGCUCCCAGCAACAACAACAGCAGCAGCAGCAACCGCAACAACAGCAAGGUCAACCGCAGGAUAAGGAACAGCUUGGACGCUCCCGUAAGGAAGCAGCUGCAAACGAACCAAACCUAGACGAUUUUCUCAACAACAUCUAUGCUGGGCAGAAUCAGCAGACAUCUUCGCAGAAUGCCUCCUCUAAGCGACGUUUUCGAAGAAACUAAACGAUCGAGACCAUUCAAUAUUUACCAAGGUCCAAGAGAGUAGAAAAUCUCCAACUCACUCAUACUCCACUUCAGCCAAUCCUUCUCUGCCUUCUCAGCAAAAUAGCUGAACCUAUUGCUAACAUGCGUAUCAUGCUAAAAGGCACGUGCGCCUAAAUUUGGUGUAGUAGUACGAGUCUACAAAUCUCUAAAUACUCUGUCCCAUCGGAAUAACUGCAGAAGUAUUCGCCAGUGGUUAGUAGGAUCUGGAUAUAUCAUUUUUUAACAAGGUUUUAAUUCGUAUCGCCGAUAGAUUUGACAUCAAACACAGUUUCAGUACAAACCCGAUCAAAGAAUCCGAUAAUGGCAUGGUUCGGUAGUUUGAAUUGCAAAUUAUUGCGACAGAACACGAAACAGCAUAUGGGAAUUAAUUGAAAUUAAAUAUUUGUUUCAUAAAGUGUGUCGUACGACUGCUUUCGAUAUGUGUCGAUGUCAACUUACCCUUUCGAUUACUGCAAAGUAAAACAAAUUGGCAGUUGAAACAUUAGUUUACGUAUAAGGCAACGCAUAUAGACGUAUAUAUAUAUAUAUGUAUAUGUAACCAAUUAAAUAAAAUGAA